This is a messenger RNA of Sphaeramia orbicularis (orbiculate cardinalfish), 3569 nucleotides long. Its product is annotated as zinc finger protein 17-like. The coding region runs from base 276 to 3350 and encodes 1024 amino acids. The record is from RefSeq and is a predicted model, not a curated record. Gene Ontology annotation, biological process: regulation of transcription by RNA polymerase II. Gene Ontology annotation, cellular component: nucleus. Lineage: Eukaryota; Metazoa; Chordata; Actinopteri; Kurtiformes; Apogonidae. Gene Ontology annotation, molecular function: DNA-binding transcription activator activity, RNA polymerase II-specific; RNA polymerase II cis-regulatory region sequence-specific DNA binding. The transcript is spliced from 9 exons.
UGUUGAAUCUCCAGCAGGUGGCCACAAAGACACUGAAAUCUGCAAAAUGUGACUGUAGAAGAAGACGAAGCCCCUGACAACAAAUUAAAUACACACAGGGAGCUUGUUGUACAUAGUCUGUAAAUGCACUAUGCAUCUGCCAGUUGGUGUAUUGGUUUAGUUUGUAGUGGUUCCUCUGGUUUAUAUGAGACUCAGCAGAACCAGGUCGACAGUUGGACAUCUGGCUAACACAGGCUAACAGCAGCCAGGCAAACUUUAACCCCGCAUUCGAGAAGAUGGACUCGGGUGUCCUCACGGCCAUUUCGAAAGGAGACCCUCUACCUCUGGCCUCACUGCACCUCCUGGUUCCUCCUUUUCAGCUAAUAUCAGCUUCCAUGUGGCAAGUUCUGAAGAAUCAAGAUGUCAUUAACUACUGGAAAGUGGCUGAAUUUGUCUCUCUGGUGGUGGACAUGGUCCCAGAGCUGCUCAUGUACAAACACAGGACACAACUUAACCUGGGUUUAAGAGCAAAGUAUAUUCUUGAAUUGUGUCGAAGUGAACAACAUGUGGAACCUGACUUCAUCCUAUCUCACCUGGAAAAGAUCAGUCCACAACAUACAGCUGUGACAGAUAUGAAAGAAUCAGAGGAGGAAGAAGCAGCAGCUCACUUUCUGGAGUUGAUUCAGACUCUCCUAAAAAACACAGAUGACAGACGAGACUUUUUCUUGGAGGUCUUCCCAGCAGAGUUUGGACCACAAUAUGAAGGUGAUCUGCAGAUGCUGUUUUGGGAGUUUCUCUGUCGACUAGGUCAGCUGUUGCCAGUUCCUGAUCUUGAACAGACUAUUUCUUGGCUUGGAGGUGAAUCCUCUGUCCUGAAGGAUGGUGUAUAUUCUGUGUUUGAACCCACACACAUGAAGAAUUUGCUCCAGCACCACAAACACCUUGGACAUUUGGAGCAGCAUGUUCCUCCCUCCAGCAUGGGAAACAGCAUCCUGUCUUCUCUCUCUGCAGCUCACUCCAACAGACAGACAAAACCUUCAGACUGCGAGUCAGAUCCACUGCAGGGCCUCAGUGAGGACACACAACCUGUAACAUUUGUAGAUGAUGUAGCAGUUGAAAUCAUCACAGUGACAGAUUAUGCAGAGGUAGAACUUGGUGCAAACACUGACAUAGAAGUGGUGAUAGGGGAAAAUUUCGAGAGAACCGAUUCUAGCACAGCAGCUGAGCACACAUUGGUAGUGCUUCCUGAAGAGAUGACCAGGAAUGGGGAAGAAGGUGAUGCUGCAGAGGAAAAACCAUUAAGUGGUCUGACAAAUACUUUCCACCCAGAGGUGAAGGAUGACUCCCUGUCAUCACAAAACAAAAUCUCUUUGGGACCACACGACUGCCCAGACUGUGAAAAGAAAUUCAAGUUUGCCUCUUCGCUAAUUGCCCACAGGGUUAUUCACACAGGUGAACGCCCCCACCAGUGCAAUGAGUGUGGCCGCUGUUUUUCCUUCAGGCAGUCUCUUGACAGGCACAGACACACUCACAAAACAGGGCGUAGGUAUGAUUGCAUUAUAUGUGGAGAAUCCUUCCUCUCCCUGUCAGCCCGCACAGAGCACAAGCAAAUGCACAUGAAAGAUGGAGUCUACACAUGCCAACAGUGCCAUAAGAAAUUCAGCUGGGAGCUGGCACUUGCGAGACACAUAAAAACUCACAUAGAGCAAAAUGCAAACAAGUCCACAGAGGAGAGUGAAGAGGGAAAAGAGGUGGUUUUGACUGAAGAAAAUGUAGUCAAAGCUCUUGCACCUUCAGAAACUGACUGUAAGGUACAGGCAGAUGAUACAGAGGUACAGAGAAAGGAGUGUUGCAUCUCGGGGACUGGAGGAAUGGCCCCUCAACUUGUCAAUGAAGUCAUUUCCUUGGUCAAGGUUCGCACAAGUGGUCGCAAACGCAAACCAACCAUGAAGAUCCAAGUAAUAAAUUUGCAAAAGAGCAUCACCAGUAAGAGAAAGAUGGAACUGGCCAAAACAAACCCACCUGUGCUGAAACCAUUACCUUUUAAUAGUGCAGAGCAUUCCUAUGGUACUCCCAUGGUCUCACCAAAGGAAGGUGAUGAAGGUUCCGUGACUGAAGACUCAUCUGCUGCGUUUUCCUGUCCUAAGUGCUCCUAUUUCCAUCCAGAGGAAGAGCAUGUCCAGCAGCAUAUUGACAAGGCCCACUCUGCUGAGGCUGAGGAUGACAAAUCAUCCAUACAGGCCCUUACAGAUGAAGACGGACGUUUCGGUUGUCCUGACUGUGACAAAAGCUUCAAGUUUCAGUCUUUACUCAAAGCCCAUCAGCGUAUCCACACAGGUGAGCAGCCGUUCCUCUGCUCCCAGUGUGGACGGCGUUUCUCUUUCAAACAGUCACUGGAGAGGCACAAGCAGACGCACAAGUCAGGACGCAAGUUUGAGUGUUUGAUCUGUGGGGAGUUCUUCAAGUCCCUGGUGGCUCAGAGGGAGCAUAAGAGCACCCACAUGGAGAACGGUGAGUACCUAUGUUCCGAGUGUGGCCGGGCCUUCGCGUGGAAGUCUGCAUUAGUGAGGCACCUGAAGACUCACGGUGAAGACACUGACAAGGCAGAGCGUUUGUACAAAUGCCCGCACUGUGAGCAGGGCUUCAGCUGUGCCAGCUACCUCAGCAGGCAUCUCCAGACUCAUCAGGAAGAAAAAGUGCACACAUGCAACUGUGGAAAGAGUUUUGCCUACCGAGCUGCUCUCACAGCACACCAACGCAUCCAUCAAAAAGAGCGGCCUCAUGUUUGCGCACAAUGUGGCAAAGGAUUCCUCUACCGGGGCGGUCUGCUGAGCCACAUGAAGAUACAUUCACAGGAAAUGCCCUUCAUGUGUUCCUUCUGUGGCAAGAGCUUCAAGAGAGAACGCAACAUGAAGAAGCAUGAGCGUUGCCACACCAGGGAAAACGUCUUUAGCUGCUCGCAGUGUGACAAAAGUUUUGUCUACAAGGCAACGUUAAUCAGACAUGAGCUGACACAUUCAGGUGAGAGGCCUUACCUCUGCUCCGACUGUGGGAAAGGCUUUUUUUCCCAUGCUGAACUUCUGAAGCAUGAACGUUUCCACACUGGCCACAAGCCUUUCCAGUGCCCCCACUGUGGCAAGAAGUUCACUCAGUCCUGCUACCUAACCAUCCACCUGCGCUACCACACUGGAGUCCGCCCAUACUCCUGCUCUGAGUGUGACAAGAGCUUCCUUAGUGCCAACCGCCUGAAAAGACACCAAAGAACACAUUCAGGUGAAAAACCAUACCUGUGUGUAGAAUGUGGCAAAGGGUUCCGGCAGUCCUAUCAUCUCAAAAUGCAUCAAAGGACACAUGCCAUAAAGCUAACAUAAACUUAGUGUAUUUGGGGCUUAAUAUUUGAUGUAUGAAUUGUGCAGAGAACUUCUGUCAGGGAACAGCAAAAUAUUAUGUAGCUUUAUCCCCUCUGUAACCAUUCUGAAUUACCUCUAGUAAGUAAAACUUGUUCUAGAGAGAAUAGGUUUGUUGAAUGUCGCAUUGAAUACACUUGACUUGCUAAUUGCAUUGCAAUUAAAGCACACUGAACAAAGUAA